Porites lobata is the source of this 5452-nucleotide messenger RNA. NCBI's taxonomy places the organism in Eukaryota, Metazoa, Cnidaria, Anthozoa, Scleractinia, Poritidae. The record is from the annotation of a GenBank genome assembly.
GAGAGAGAGCAGGGCAAUAAUUUAUUGAUAUCGUCUUCUAUUUUUCAUAUGUCCUUGCUUGUUAAACUUCCUUGAAUAACAAGAAAGUUACAGAAAAAGCAACUCACGAAGGCGCUAUAUCCCGUUUUUUUAUUUCGCCAGCUCAGUAAUCAAGAAUUAAAAUUUAUGGCAACCUUCGCUACGUUGGAGCGAGUAGUUCCAGCCGCGGAGAGUAAAUCUCCUGCUCAAGUCCAAAAACCUUCUACUCCAACAUCUUCAACGCAGCAAAAUAAGUUUACCGCCGAGGAUCUGUUCAAUUACUUGUAUGGCUAUACACCCAUCCGUCUUGUUGAUCCCAUACAACUACUUCGACGGCAAGUGGAAAAUGGAGCGACCAACAAACACACGAUGUCUUGCUUAUAAUUAUUUUGAUCUCGUGUAGAAGUUACAAAUAUAUUGCUUGAUACUAAUUUCAUCGUGGGUUGUGAAAAUACUGCUUAAAUAAUAAGUAACAGAGUAGCCGAACUGCAGCUAGUGGAUGUAGUGAGUUUAAGUUGAGAUUCUGAGGUUGCACUUUGAAAGAAAUUUAAAUAUUUACAAUUUCCAGAACUUGUCGUUGACUGAGUGACUUUCCAUGUCGUUAAUGUUAAUUAUGAAACUGCGGUUUGGUUAGCAGCUUAUGUGGCAUUUCCUCUUUCCAGCGUAAAAUAUUACUACUUUCUGGCGGUUUUUACAUGUAAGUGGUUUUAAACAAACAAGACAUUAGCUUUUAACUCUUUGUGAUUUUACUGUCUCCUAAUUAAUGAAAAUAAACUCGCCAUGCUUGAAGCUAAGAGAAAGACGAGUCAGGUGUUGGCAACUGUUUUUAACCGUUUCAAGGUAAAAAAUGCGAGCAAUAUCUGAACUCUGACGAAUCAAGAAGAAGUUAUUUAUAAAAAGUCAGUUACCACGUGCGGCCCUGGCUGAUGCACAUGCGCUAUACGUCAAUAUCAGCCACCAAGAGAGAAUGCUUAUAAAUCCUACAGAUUUACCUGUUUUGAGCCUUUAACGAAGUAUAUCUGAUUUUCGCCGUGUUUUGAUUAAGUGCCGGGCAAUCUCCUUUUGUACGGUAAUCGAUUCUUUCUUAAUUUUAGCUAAAGUGAUUUUCCGCGAAUAUAAACACAUCUAAACUUUACCCUCUAAUGAGCUUUAUCGUAAUACUUUCUCUAAUUCCUGCCGGUUCCGCUGUCACUUUUUUACAAUUCAAUGUUCAUCAUUUUCAUCGUGGAAAAUCAUAUUCCUUUUAAUUCCUUUGGUGCUGUAAAAUAGCCCACGAGUGCAAGGAAAAAAUUAAACCACAUUGUUUCAUUCAGUGAACAUUGUUUCAAAGUCUUAUUAAAUAUUUAUUUUUUACAAAGUGUAAAUUACACUAAAAACUUGUCAGUCAGUUAAGGAACUCUGAACGUGCCAAAAUGAUACUUUUUUUGUUGAAAUCGACCAGAAGUAACCAAAGAGAACCCUAAAACCUAAGUAAAUAAGAAAAAUGCAAUUCCUCUUUGCUACUUGAAGACCAAAUAAAUUUUUUGUUUCAUGAAUGACAAAAUCAUGUCAAAUGUCCAAAUUACCUUUCGUUCAUAAGGAAAGAAGGUGUAGAACAAGAAAUGAUUAUUUGUCCACUAAAAGUUGUUUCUCAAUAACUUACAAGGCAAACAACCUGCUAAGAUGGGCUGACAUUUCCUGAAAUAGAAAAAUAACAAGUUCGAAAAACACCUACUGUCAACGGGUGCUUUAGGAAUGCCGAGUUUCAAACAUUUUCAAAGUCACGUUCUCCAUUCGGAUCGAAAAGGACUCAACUUUCAAUACACCUCAGUAGGUUAUAAUUACUUUUACACAUGGGUUUAAAGUAACUAUGUUGUUUUUUCAUGCAGAUGAGGGCGAAGAAAAGAAUUUUACCUCAAAAAGACAAGCAAACGUUUUCAAUUUUUGUCAGGUGUUUGUUAAGCAAACUUAAGGCGCGGUUUUUGAGCGACGCACGCCAAGCGUGAGGUCUUGUGCCUUUCGAUAAGCCUUGACGCUCUCAAAUUUGUAUUGCUAAGUGUCUUAACUCUUAUAGAGAAGAUUUCCUCUAGAUUUGGUACAAACAAAAAAUUGGCCUUUGCCUAACAUCCUACUGGCUACCACUAAAAAGGACUGAAGUAGACCUUCGCCUUCUUCGAAAAUUCACUUCAAACUACUACCAGCAGAAGGAGUAGUUCUUGCGGCAGAAACCUUAACCAAAGUAUAUCGGCAUACACAAUGACUUUCAUACUUCUUGAUCUCGUCGAUUGUUCAUGACUCGGCCGCUGUUGAUAUGACCAAAAAAAUCAUUAUCAUUAUUAUUUGCUUUUUAGGGUGCGAUAUUUGCAACGAGAAACACGAUGGAGAAUGUCCAAUGCACGGUCCUUUACACUCUUUAAGAAAACUGGUAAACGCCGGCCAGUCCCACAGUCCUUUGGAAAACGGCUCUAUUCUUAAAUUCCCGGAUGAGGUUUGCUUGUGCACUUCCAGUAUUCCUUGCGUUAGUUACGGAGUGUGCGCCAGAAAACGGAUUCCUGCGGGAACCUGGAUCGGGCCAUACGAGGGUAAACUGGUACGCCCAGAAGACAUCAAAGUUGAAACCGAGACGGAAUACAUGUGGGAGGUAGGAACUUCGAUUUUAAGUACAUAUAAAACACUAUGCGUGAAUAGCCUAGAAUCAGCGCGUCUCGGCAUAAACUAUAAGGUCCAGGGUUGUGUCCAGAGAAAAACCGACGAAACGUUCUCUGCGAAGACCAACAUAGAACGGAUACCUCUAUAUUAUGCAAAGCUCUCUUGAUCCCAAAGUAAGUUAGACAUGCAGUCCUUACGUCUAUAUAUAAAACGGACACUUUUGUAACGCGAUCACGUGGCGUUGUCGUUUUGGUGCGCGCUUGUAUCAAGGAGAUUUGACUGUGCUGCUUAUUAUCUCAGGUUUUCUGCGAUCUAUAGUCGCACUUGAUCAUAAGCAAGGUUGCCGAGCAACAAUUAAUGCGACACAAAUGAUAAUUGCAUCUACGAAACUCGAGUCAGUGGGUGUAUGUCGGCUGGCUCCGAACCAAUCAGAAUCAGCGAAGUUCCCUCAGAGAUCACACAGGGGCACCCAAUGGAUCUGUUCCUCAAAAUAUCUGUUCUUCAGGCACAUUUUUGCUGGCUGGGAGAUGUGGAAGAAAUAAUAGUCCUUGGAAGGAAAGUGUUGCUGGGAAAAAGAUAAUUCAGGGUGUCAGAGGAGAUUUGAAGUCUAGAAUAGCUGCUACGGGUUACUUGUAUGGGUUACUUACCACUCAAGAUCUGAAUUGUGCCCUAUGAAACUUCCCAGUAAGUCAGGUUGCAGGUUGUAAGGUUGCUGGCUGGGAACUCUUUCAUCAGUCUUGCUGGGAGUGAGGAACAGAUAAUUUUUUUCCAGCAAUCUCCCAAAUUGCUUAAAAUAGUCUCAGAAAACUUUAUUCACGCUUUGUUGUUGUUUUUGGGUCUUUUUCUCAAAAUUUCCCGUUGGGUGCCCCUGAUCACAGCAAAUUGUAACAUUUUCUUUCCAUCCCAGGUCUUCCACGAUGGUCAAGUCAGUCAUUACCUCGACGGAAAAGACGAAGCUAAUUCCAGUUGGAUGAGAUUUGUUCGUUGCGCUCGGCACAAGAAAGAACAGAACAUGGUGGUGUUCCAGUACCAUGGCUGUGUAUACUACAGGACAAUCAGGGAGAUCCUUCCGGGGCAAGAGCUACUUGUGUGGUACGAUACCAGAUACUCACAGUUUAUGGGGGUGCCUGUGGCACUCAGUGACUCGGGAAGUAGAGGUAAGGAUGUUCUCAGAAAUGUUAAAAAUAUAGUUAUUUGCUCCAAAAUUUAAUUUCAUAAUCAUCUUCAACAAACUAAGUCAUGAUAAAAGAUAAGCUCAGUAGGUAAACUAGUACUUAGACACACCACAUAUUUGAUAAGACAUUUACUUCGCCGUAUCUAUCAGUUUUAUUUCACUCAAGAUUAACGCAGGAAGAGCCUUUGCUUGGGCUUAAGACUUGGAGACAAUCCUUUCUUUCUCUUUAAUUAGCUUUCCUGCUAUAAAAUAAAGAAUUUUAUAAAGCAACAAAUGUCAAUUUUGUAAUAGAUUUGGAUUAAAAUUUUUCAUUUCUCAAGCUGAUCUGUCGACGUUUUUACUGAACCAACUGAUUAAAUGUUUUUUUUAUAUAUACGAAAAGGUGUACAUCCACCACGAGAUCUCGUUGCACAAGAGAGGUCACGUGCAAGGGCUGAAAAAAACGAGUCAUUUGAAUCAGCGGUGCGAAGAAACUUCACAGAUCAUGCGCCAGCACAAAGGGGCCGCCCACCUUUGAGGAGGACUGAGUCUGAGCCAAUCAAACCGGAUAACGACCACGGAGUCUUAAGGGAGGACAGACGACCGACCUCGUAUCGAGGAAGAGGAUACGGAUACAAACAACAAACGCGAACGUCUUCAAGAUUUGAUCCAGCAGAUGACUUCACAUGGAGAUGUAAUCAGUGUUUUAAGGCAUUCACAAACCGCGAACAACUUGAGGUGCAUCAGUGUAAUGGUAUAAGCAGCGGGAAGAAUUUAACGUGCACUCAGUGCAGCCAGUCCUUUGCUCAUCCAUUUGAAUACCGCAAUCACAUGGAAACACACGUCAAUGAGAGACCUUUCCGGUGUGGCUACUGCGCAAGUGCAUUCGCGAGCGCGGCCUUACUGAACCAGCACGUACGAGUCCAUAUGACAGAGGGGAGUCUGGGUAUCUUGAAGCCUUCACCGCGACAUGAUAGAGCCGCCCAAGAAUUCCACUUUUAAGAGAACGCUUACACUUAAAAACCGGCUGUAAAUUAAGUACUAGAGAAGAAUUCCUUUUGGUACAAAAUAGCGACUGUUGGCUCGAAAUGUUUUACCACCGGCUACAAAUGAUUCUCCAAAGCGAUUGUUUAAUUUUAGUAGUUCGAUAAGAAUUAACGUCCAAUGAGCUUGCAGUUUUUAAUGAAAAACAUGCAGGUGAUGCCAGACGUUCAGUGAUGAUUUUUACAUGUAAUAAUUGACUUAGUUUUGCACCUCGACUCUUUAAAUAUCAGUGGCUCAGUGGCACGUAUUAUUUUUCUUAACAAAGACAUGCAGUUCCAAAAAAAUACAAACAAAAGAAAAACAUUUUAACUAAGCGUACGUAGAAUGAGUUUCAAGUGUAGAACCCUUUUCUAGUGACCAUGAUGCAUGUCGGGACUCUUUCCUAUCUAGAUCGGACAUGUCGUGUAUUAAGAGAGCAUUAUUGAUAACUCACAUAUUAAAAGCAACCCUAAUAAUAAUAGUAAUAAUAAUAAUAAUAAUCCUCUCUUAUGUGCAUUCAUUCAUAGGUGGAUUAUCCCAGGGGCAUCCCCUUUGGCUGUGAUUUUUAUACAUUACGUUUUUUUUUAAUUUUCCAAGUUUGUUGUGGCUAUGGGCCGAGGCUGCAUUCUU